AUGGACAGAUGGUCUAGCCUGCCCAAGCUUGCAGAUCAAAUUCCAGGUGUUUCUCCAAUAGGACAAUAUACAACUCUUUUGCCUUUGCUGGUUAUUCUUGCAAUUUCAGGCAUCAAAGAGGUUGUAGAAGAUUAUAAACGGUAUAUGGCAGACAAAGUAGUUAACUCAAAGACCACUUCAGAUGGUGGAAGUAACCAGGGUGGUCCUGGCACAGGGUGCCUGGAUGGGGAGAGUGGAACCCCCGAGUCUCUUCAGGGAGACUGCACCUCACGGGUCUCUUUUUGGAACCACGCGUCUGACUUGAGCACCUGUGUCAUUACUGGCUCUGCUCUGGGGAAAAAGAACCCAAGAGUUGGAGAAAUCAUGAGUGACACCCAGAGGCACAAAGAUAAUUCUAUUGAAUUGGAAGUUAAGAGAGCCACCUGUCCACUUUYGGCUCCUCAUGGCCUUGAAUCAACAGUGUUCAGACAGAAUUCAUGGCAUGUGAUUAAGUGGCAUGAGGCAUCAUUAGAAGUUGCUGGAAUAAUAAAGGAAGGACAAUUGGUAAACCUAGAUGGAAAAAUUGAAUGUGAAGAACCUGAUCGUCAGUUUAAUAACUUUGUUGGAACCUUGUAUUUAAGGGGUAAAAGUCCUAUUUCAGUUGGUCCCGACCAGAUGUUGCUGAGAGGUACCCAGCUGAAAAAUACACAGUGGAUCAUUGGUGUAGUCAUUUACACUGGAUUUGAAACCAAAUUGAUGCAGAAUUCCGUCAAAUCACCUCUCAAGAGAUCACAGGUUGAGAAAGUAACCAACAUGCAGAUCCUCAUUUUGUUGCUAYUACUCUUUGGGAUAUCUGCAGUGAGCUGUGUGGGGGCCACAAUCUGGAACAAAAUGUACCUGGAAAACAUUUGGUACAUGGGAAUUAGUGGUAUCACCCCACACAACCAUGUGUUUGAUAUACUGGUAUUCAUUAUCUUGUACCAUAACCUUGUUCCCAUCAGUCUGCUGUUAACUCUGGAAACUGUGAAAUUCAUUCAGGCCCAGUUUAUAAACUGGGAUGAAGAUAUGCAUUACGAACAAAAUGAUCUUUAUGCCAUGGCCAGAACAUCCAACCUCAAUGAAGAGCUUGGGCAGGUAAAAUAUUUAUUUUCUGAUAAAACAGGAACCCUCACUUGCAAUACAAUGGCAUUUAAGAAGUGUACCAUUGCAGGCAUAAUUUAUGGGGGUUUCCCCUCCCCCACUAAGCAGCCAGGCAUGGACUCCUGGUCAAAAGUAAUCUUCUGUAUUCUUCCUCAUAGUCGAGCAUCUUUCUGUGAAUUUAAUGACCCUAAAUUAUUGGAGAACUUUGAGGAUGGUCAUCCCUCAUCAGAAUACAUUAAGGAAUUCCUUACCCUCUUAUGUGUGUGCCACACAGUUAUUCCUGAGAGAUGUGGAAAUGAUAUACUCUACCAGGCUUCCUCCCCAGAUGAAGCUGCUUUAGUGAAAGGAGCAAAAAAACUUGGCUUUGUUUUCACCACAAGAACACCUUAUUCUGUCACCAUAGAAGUUAUGACAGAAACACACACUUUUGAAAUCCUUAACAUCCUGGAGUUCUCUAGCAAUAGAAAAAGGAUGUCAAUAAUUGUACGGACUCCUGCAGGACAUCUUCGGCUAUACUGCAAAGGGGCAGACACAGUGAUUUAUGAGAGACUUUCAAAAGAUUCCCUAUUUGUGGAGGACACAUUAAAACAUUUGGAAAUUUUUGCCACAGAAGGUCUGAGGACUCUCUGUAUUGCCUAUACUGAUUUAACUGAGACAGAGUACCAAGAUUGGUUGCAGGAGUAUAAAAAAGCUAGUGCAAUUUCACAAAACAGAAUUCAAAGACUGGAGGAAUGCUAUGAGAUUAUUGAAAAGGAAUUUCUGCUGCUUGGAGCCACAGCCAUAGAAGAUCGUCUUCAAGCAAAUGUUCCAGAGACUAUAUCAACUCUACUGAAAGCAAACAUAAAAAUAUGGGUCUUGACGGGAGAUAAACAAGAAACUGCAGUUAACAUAGCAUUUUCCUGCAAACUGAUAUCAAGUACCACACCUCGUAUUUAUUUGAAUGCAGAUUCAUUUGAGGCAGCACAACAAGCAAUUAACCAUAACUGUGGAGAUCUUGGAAACUUAUUAGGUAAAGAGAACGACUUGGCCCUAAUUAUUGAUGGUGAAACAUUGAAGUAUGCCUUAAGGUUUGAAAUUCAGAAGAAGUUCCUAGAUUUGGCCCUUUCAUGUAGAGCAGUAUUAUGUUGUAGGCUAUCUCCCCUCCAGAAAGCUGAAAUAGUGGACUUGGUGAAGAAGCGUGAAGAGGCCAUCACUCUUGCUGUUGGGGAUGGUGCCAACGAUGUGGGGAUGAUCCGGAUGGCCCAUGUGGGAGUGGGGAUCAGUGGGAAUGAGGGCAUGCAGGCCACCAACAACUCAGAUUACUCCAUUGCUCAGUUUAGAUACUUGGAGAAGCUUCUGUUGGUUCAUGGAACUUGGAACUAUUUUCGAGUGACCAAAUGCAUAUUGUAUUCUUUCUACAAGAAUGUAGUGCUAUACAUUAUUGGGCUUUGGUUCUCCUUUGUUAAUGGAUUCUCUGGGCAGAUUAUAUUUGAGCAUUGGUGCAUCAGCUUGUACAAUGUGAUUUUCACUUCAUUACCACCUUUAACUCUGGGAAUCUUUGAGAAAUGUUGCAGUCAAAAGAGCCUCCUGGAGUAUCCACAACUCUACACAGUUUUUCAGACAGGGGAAAUGUUUAACACAAAGAUUUCUGAUACUAAGAAAGAUAUGAUAUUGCGACAUGGUUACACCACAGACUAUUUAUUUCUUGGAAAUUUUAUUUAUACGUAUGUAGUUGUUACUGUUUGUCUGAAAGCUGGGCUGGAGACAACAUCUUGGAAUAGAUUUAGUCAUGUGGCAAUUUGGGGAAGCAUAAUAAGCUGGAUGCUGUUUUUCUCAGUUUACUCUUUCUUCUGGCCCAUCUUCUCUGUGGCUCCUGAAAUGACAGGACAGAUCAAUAUGGUUCUGAGUUGUCCACACUUCUGGAUGGGUUUUUUGUUAGUCCCUACUACCUGCCUGAUUCAGAAUUUUUUCUGGAAAUUGAUUAAAAAUACCUACAAAAGAGGUCUUCUAGAAGAAAUUCAGGAGCUGGAAAGCAGAAAAGAUAGAAUAUUGGAACAUAGUGAGAUUUUUGAAAAGAGGAUGACAGCAGCAAGUCUCGCAGUGUCCUUUAGUACACAGCCCUGUGAGAUUUUCUUCCGGGAUGAUUCUGUUGAUCUAAGUGCCCCACGUACUGUCCUGUCUGCUUUCCAAAAGACAUCCACUGAUGUUUCCUCAGAACCAUUCAUACCAUCCAUGGUUAUACAGGAAGUACCAGUUUCAGUUACAAGUGUCCUCCUCAAGAUUCAGACAUUUGCAGGGCCUCUCCUCUUGAAUGCCAAUGGAAAAAGGGAAUCGGGGACCCGGGAGGCCACUGUUUGGGUUGUUCAGUCUAGUCUCAGCCAUUUCCCCCUCACCAUCCAAGUUCACGGUCCACGUUCCUCAUUACGGACUCCUUCCACCCUUCGGGCUCCUAGCAACUUCCGGUUUGCGGGCGGCCACAAGUCAGGACAGGGGCGGGGAGCGGUGACCCGGGACGAGCUGGGGGGGAGAGAGGCGGGGCGUAGCGAGGGGCGGGGCGCCGAGGGCGGAGGCGGGGCGGGGCGUAGGGAGGGGCGGGGCGCCGAGGGCGGAGGCCGGGCGGGAGGAGGGCAGCGGAUCCGAGAGAGUUGUAGCGAGGGGCGGGGCGCAGAGAGACCCAGCGUCCUCGGGUCCGCGUUCCGCUCAGGGAGGGGUCGAUUUUGCUCAGAAUUUUCCUGCAGAACUGAAAGGGGUAGGGAGAGAACUGAAAGGGAGAUGAAGAGCCGAGGAGAAUGUUCUUGA
Molecule: messenger RNA, 3897 nt
Organism: Urocitellus parryii (Arctic ground squirrel)
Lineage: Eukaryota; Metazoa; Chordata; Mammalia; Rodentia; Sciuridae
Source: RefSeq, a predicted model, not a curated record